GCUUCUAAUAUUCUGCUCCCUUCUUCACCCCGAGAAGAAGGCACCAAAAACCAUCAGACCUGCUGCCCCCGCCACCCGCUGCCGCUGCCGCUGCCUCUGCCUCUGCCUUUCUUCCUUCCCUCCCUCUUUGCACGCACAACAAAAGGAAAUAUUCCAAGAGAGAAGAAGGAUAGCAAGAGCCCGAGGGAGAGGGGCAUCGCUUUCUUUCGUCGAAAGCGAGAGAGAAGCCCCUCCGACACCGCUCUCUGCAUUCCAUGCAUGCCAUUUGUUUACUCAUCAUCGCAUCGCCCCAUUUCCGUUCCAUUGUUCGCCUUGUUAUGCGUGCCGAUGUUUACACGAAUCAGAUAGUGCUUGACAGCUACACUGCCAAAAAGACGGUGAGAGAAAAAGGUCUCGUUGGCUUCUCUCGCCUCUCUCUUGACUGUUGAGUCGCAAAACCCCGCUACCUUCGCUUCUCUCCGGGGAGCCUCCUGAGGUUUAGGUGGACACCAGGCAUGAGUUUGGCCAUCGUGGAUAAGAAGCCGCAGCAGCACAGGCGGCCUGGUGGGUUCGUCGCCAUCUUCUUCCGGCUCCUGAACUGGAACCGCCGGCUCGCCAAGAAGAAUCUCUCCUCCAGGAAACCACUCCCUCCAGUUCGAGCCGCGAAAGGGUCUGCGAAAAGGUUCGGCACCGAUGACAAGAUGCCAUUGGCGAAGUUGCUUUUGGUGGAUGACGAUAACGGGGGAUGUUUUCCGAGCAACAAGAAUCCUGAAACCGAGGUCGAGCUUGGAAAAUCGAUGCGAACUCCUGGGCUGGUGGCCAGGCUGAUGGGUCUCGAGUCCAUGCCUGUCGUCGCGCAAGAAAGGCCGAGAAAGGCUACAGAUUCCUGCUGCCUUAACAGCGAGUCGGGUAGUGGUCAGGUGCCACACCGGGUCGAUCAAGAUUUGUGCCUGGAAGAUGGUGGGAGUGCGAAGUUGGAGAUUAGGCCGCAGAAACUACAAAAGAUUGGAGGAUUCUUGGAAAGACAGCCGCUUGAUGGUGGCCGAGCAAAGCCAGGUGUGUUGGGCAAGAAGGUGCUUUCGGCCCCCUCGAAGAAUAAGUUUCACAAGAUGGCUUCACCUGUGAAGAGCCCAAGAUUACCAUCAGGGGGUCAUCAUCGUUCUCGGUUGAUCAAGGCUGCCACCAAGAUUCUUGAGCCUGGAUUGCAGUCUAAAAAUAGGGCCAAGCCUGCUAUAUCUUACAAGGAUUCUUCGCCGGUUGAUGCAGAAGGUACUGGUGUUGAUACCACCUUGAAGAACUCUAAUGAACCAUUCCGGGAUCCUGUGUCUGGCACGAGUUAUGGCAAUUUAGGUGGUGGGACAUUGAGAUCAAAACAACGUGAGGAAGAACCUCUGAGACAAAAGAUCGUUUCAUCUGCAUUUGGAAUGAGCCGUGCUUCUUGCUCUCGUACUGUUCUUGUGGAAAGUAGUUCAACAUCACUUGACAUGCAAGGUGAACAGAACAGGAACAGAAAGACAUCUAUGCAAAGCAACACGAAGGACUUAGCAGAGAGCCGCAACCGAGGUACAAACAAGAUUAAGCCAGAUGGAUCAGCAACUAUAUUUCGACGGAAUCAAUUUAGGCAGAAUCAGUCAGCUAUGACAAGAGAUAAAGUACCUUUUGGUUCCAAGGUUAGUUCUAGGAAGCAAGGGAGAAGAGAUGGCAAUGUGUCACAUGGCAUGAAAGGGUCUGUCUUUACGGACAGCAAUAUGGGCAGCUAUAGCUGUGUGAAAUCAGGCUACGAAAAAGAAGGUCGAAGAAGGGCAUUGUGUGAUAAUACCUUGGAGAACAACAUGUCACGCAAACGAACAAUCAAUAAUUUCACUGUCGAGAAUGUUGAUGUAUUCCAUUCAGUCUGUGCUAAGCUAAAUGUUGGUAGUCGUUUGAGUAACCAAAAGGGGAUAAGACGUACCAGUAACACAUCUCUGGACAAGAAACUUAUCAAAAGUGAGUCAAAGAAUUAUAAUGGUGAUGAUUUUGUUUUCAGGGCCAAUGACAUUGUUUCUUUCACAUUCAAUUCACCAAUGAAGCAUGUAUCUGGGUCAUCCACACACGUAAAAAUGCACGAGAACAACACCAAAAACGAACACAUUAGUAACGGUGGUUGGAAUGAUAUCAUAGCCUUGGAUGCACAUAGUAAAAAGUUGACAUAUGAUAGAAGUACUACUUUAAGCGGGAAUGAAUUAAGCAACCUGCUUGAAGAAAAAAUCAGGGAACUGACUUCCGUGGAUCGAAGUGAAUUAGUAGCUAGGGAUGCAUGGUCUGCUUCUUACAUUCUCGAAGAGCUGGGAGCUGCCUGUACACCUGAGCAAAACGAUCAUGAUCAUGCUGGUGCAUCUUUGAAGAAAGGCAUAGACUUGUCUGAUUUUUCUAUCCCACAGUCAAAGGAGGACAGAAAAUUUAGCCGUGUUGCUGCAGUUAUGGCCGUCGACAAUAAUCAACUUAGUCCAAUAUCUAUUCUUGAGGCUUCAUUUUCAAAUGAGAGUUGCUCUUUUGUAAGUCUCAAUGGCAACUCAGGUAGCAAAUUACAAUUUGGGUUGACAGAAAGUUGCAACACAACACGAUCAUCUGAUCUGGACACUGAUCUUUUAGAUUCAGCUUCUUCAGUUGACAUCAGGAGGUCUAUUAUAGCUAAGAUCAGGCGUUUGACUUACAUGAGUUUAAACGACUUUGCUGUUUGUAGCGAUGGAGUUGGGCUCUCAAAAACCAAACUUUGUGAAGUGAGGCAUGCCAUUUCGAGUGCAGUUUUGUUGUUUGAAACUUUCACCUUGGACAGGUCAGAUGGUUCUGUAGACAUGUCUCUAGAAUCAUUUCUUUUAGACAUGCUGCAAGCGAUUGUUGAUGCUCUACGUAUGGGCCCGAAAAGUGAUCCCGGUUACACAGGGAUUAAUCAAACAGAUCAGCUCAGAGAGCUACUAUUCGAUUGCAUGAUUGAGUGCCUGGAUUCCAAUUAUAGCUGUUUGUGCAAAUCUGGUUACAUGACAUAUACUAAACUAACUUUCCUUUUGACCCGAGAGAAGUUGAUGAGAGAAGUUCACCAGGAUAUAAGAGGGUGGAUGGAUUUGGCAGGGAAAUUUUUGGAUGAUAUGGUCAAGAAUGAAAUGAAAACCUCAGCUGGAAAGUGGGCGGAUUGUAUGAUGGAAGCAUUCGAGGCAGGCAUGGAGAUAGAGAGCAACAUACUUCAGACUUUGGUUGACGAAACUGUGAUAGAUUUCUGCUGAUGCCGAAAUGGUGACAAACUAAUGGGUGUUUAAUGAAAAGAAAACGAAGUUUGAUUAGUUGAUUGAUUUUACUAGAGUGCAUAUAUUGUCUUUCUUUUUAUUUUUCUCUGUAAUUAUGACGCUAAGAAGCAAGUGAUAUUUUGUACUAAUUGCAAAAAA
This is a messenger RNA of Musa acuminata subsp. malaccensis (wild Malaysian banana), 3398 nucleotides long. RefSeq lists its product as uncharacterized. The record is from RefSeq and is a predicted model, not a curated record. Lineage: Eukaryota; Viridiplantae; Streptophyta; Magnoliopsida; Zingiberales; Musaceae.